Molecule: messenger RNA, 488 nt
Organism: Rosa rugosa (rugosa rose)
Lineage: Eukaryota; Viridiplantae; Streptophyta; Magnoliopsida; Rosales; Rosaceae
Exons: 1
Coding region: 110-268 (52 amino acids)
Source: RefSeq, a predicted model, not a curated record
ACGUUAGUAGUUAGAUAAGAAAGUAGAUAGAGAAGGAAGGUAAAGCUCAACAUUUGCUACACAUAAGAAAUAAUUCUCAGGACAAUUUGAGAGCAAAGAAGGUGAAGCUAUGAAGUUCUUAUUUCAGUGUCCUUGCUGCUCUUGCUUCUGCUUCAUGAAGCCAAAGAAGGGCAGAGCAAAGGUGAAGGCUACAGCCAAGGAAGCAGCAAAGGAAGAGAAGAAGGUUGAAGCUCCCAAGGAAGAGAAGAAGGAAGAGAAGAAAGAGUGACAAUGCAGUUGAGCCAUCUUCAUGUAUCAGAUUGAAAACAUAUGAAAGCAUGUAUUUUGAAUCUUUACCCUUCUUUCUUACUUAUGUGUUUAUCCUAUUAGUUACAGCAAUUGUUGUUGGCAUUUGCAUCCAAGUUUAUCCUAAUGCUAGCUUGAUAUAUUUGGUAAUAAACUGCGCUGUGUAUCCAUCUCUAAUGCUAAAUAUGAUCAAUAAUUCUCAA